Molecule: messenger RNA, 1834 nt
Organism: Exophiala oligosperma
Lineage: Eukaryota; Fungi; Ascomycota; Eurotiomycetes; Chaetothyriales; Herpotrichiellaceae
Exons: 2
Coding region: 232-1533 (433 amino acids)
Cellular component (GO): cytoplasm
Source: RefSeq, a predicted model, not a curated record
CUACUAGAUACUGUACAGUACCUCUCUAUCUCAUCUUUCUCGGCCAAUGUCUCACACGUUGUACAAGUUUAUGAUUCUCUUGUUCUCUCCAUUCUGUUCUUCAGUCUUGACCAAGUCUCCCCAAGCGUACUGAGAACCCCUGCCCCGCGUCUGAUUUGAUUGUCUUUACCGCAACUUCUACUCCGUACUCCAACGCUUCCUAUCUCCCUUUUGUAGGGACACACAGCCACCAUGGCAGCCAUGUCGUAUUCCGCCGACCCUACCCUAUACCUCUAUACCUCCCUUACAGCCGGAAGUUCCCAUAUCAUCACCGCAACCUCAAGACUGGAGACAAUCCUCAAGGCCAACAAGAUUCCCUUUAGAGCGCUAGACUGCGCAACAGACGAAAAGGCUCGUAUGCUAUGGGGUAGGAGAUCAAAAGGCCGCAAACUCCCCGGACUCGUCAAGUUCGGUACGAUCGUUGGUGACCUCGAGCAGAUCGAAGAAUGGAACGAAUACGGCGAGCUCCAGGACCAAGUCGCCGGUUUCUCAGAAUUCGGUGGCCCGGCACCCACCGCCGCCCCUGUCCCUACCCCUGCUCCUCCCACACUCGCUCCAGAACCAACGACCAAGAGUGCGGCUUCAUCUGGACCCCCUUCACGCGCCUCCUCAGAGACACGUCACAUCUCGAUCGCGGAACCCAAAGCCAAAGACUCCACAGCUGCAGAAGGCGGGACCACAAAGCCAGGCGAGACACCUUUGAACAUAGCCAUGCGACAACUUGGUGCAGAGGCAGCUGCUAAAGCAGGCCAAAAGAAAGCCGCGGCACUACAAGCGGCCAAAGCACCCACCAAGAUGCCAGACACGACAGAGCAGAUCCCCGUGCCUGCCGCGACGAAACUGAGCGUAGACGCAGCCGCUGAGUCCCCAGAGACCGUGUCCGAAGUCACCGCCGCAAAGACACCGGCACAGCUCGCAGCAGAAGGUGCCAAGAGAACAUCCGUGGACAAGAUCGCCGAGUCCGAGGGGGCCACAACAAGCACCAGCAGCAGCGACAGCGAAGGACAGUCGACGGAAGCCCAGAUUGUCGAGCAGAGACGGCAAAGCAGUAUCACCAAGUUGAAGUCGCGACUGAGUGAAUCGACACCCGCAGACCAAAGUGAGACUGUCCUUGUGGAUUCGUCCCCGACGCCCAAGUCAGAGACAGCCGUUCCAAAGUCGGAAGUCAGCACCGACCCACCACCGGUGGACAUGCCCAAACAACAUCGUGGGAGUGACAUAGGGGAAGCGAGUGUCGAAGAGAUUAAAGAGAUAGAGAAGAAGAUGAGCAUCCCUGAAACUACCGAGGAGAGUGAUACAUCUACAAACCCACCAGCGCCGGCAGAAGAACAAGAAGCAGCAGGAACAGAAGCAACGUCAACUUCUACAGAUGAAGAUAAAGAGAAGGUCGUGACGAGUACAGAUGAAACAGAGGAGCAAGUUACAAAAGGAACGGACCCUCAAGACUCGAGCGCCAAAGACGCAGACAAGGCUGGUGUCAGUGUGGGUGAAUAAGAGUAUUUUGUAUCGCUUGGGUGUGCUCCUACCGGUCAGUAGUCGUACUCGUCACCCUUUACUAGCAUUCUACGUGGACACGGAAUAAUUAUAUCGAUGUGAUGGGCCCCUUUCUUUGGCGUGUGUAGUAGAGCAAUUGAGCAGACGAGGACCUUGGGUACUCUAUAUUAAAUCAGCAUCGGUUGUUUUUGUCUCUAUACUUUCAUUACCCCAUACUUGGUGCUCUGACCUGGCAUCUCUUUACAGUAUAUCAAUCACAUGAUUUUUGAGUAAUUGUGUAAUAUUGAUAGAUAUGGACGGG